CAGUUGAUAUAAACACUUAUCGGAAAGCCAGACAGACAUUAGUAUAUAAGCUGCCGAAGGUUGUAAUCUGCGCUCUGUCUAAUCGAUUACUCGAUUAUUCUCCGAUCGUUAUAACUUACGACUAAUCUUGAGACGAAUACUUAAUUGAAUUCUGACGGCAAAAUGUCCGAAGUUAACGACGAUUAUCAGAUUUUAUACCAAUUAAAAUAUGAAGGGGAGAUUCCCGUGACAAAAUAUCAAUCGAAAAAGACGGGAUUGAAGAUAUGUAUUUUUGAAAUGGAAAGACCUAUCGUUAGUGGUUUCUUUACUUUUGCUACUGAAACACAUGACGAUGAUGGUUUACCUCAUACUCUGGAACAUCUCACAUUUAUGGGUAGUGAAUUAUAUCCUUUUAAGGGUAUCUUGGACCAAUUAGCAAAUCGAUGUCUGUCUUCUGGUGCAUAUGCUUACACUGCGAUCGACCACACAACUUAUAUUGUAAAUACUAUUGGACCUGAAGGAUUUUUGAACUUGCUACCUAUUUAUAUGGAUCAUUUGCUAUAUCCACUUCUGACUGAUGAAGCAUUCGUAACAGAAAUACAUCAUAUUAAUGGUGAAGGAAAAGAUGCAGGUGUUUUAUACUGUGAAAUGGAAUAUUAUGAAAACUGUAGUGGUAAUCAAUGUUAUAGAGAAAUGUAUAAAGAGGUAUACCCAGGAAAAUGUGGCUAUAAGUCUGAGGAAGGUGGACGAUUAAAAAAUUUGAGAGAAAGUACCACUAAUGAAAAGGUAAAAGAAUAUCACCGUCAGUUUUACAGAAUUGAAAAUCUUUGCAUAACAAUAACCGGAAAACUAAAUGUUUCUGACGUAUUUAAAGCCCUUUCUCCUAUAGAAGAAAAAAUAAUUCAAAAAGGUCGUCUUCCUGAAUUUAUUCGUCCAUGGCAAAGUCCCAUCCCUCCUCUUACAAAGCCAGUUGUAAAAACUGUGCCUUAUCUUUGUGAUAAUUCUGAAAAUGGAAUUAUUGAAAUAGCAUGGAGAGGACCACUUUUAAAUGAAAUUGAAGAAUGCGAAGCAGUUGAAUUACUUCUGGAUUAUCUCGACGAGACUUCAGCUUCCCCAUUACAAAGAGAAUUUGUACAAAUUGAAGAACCAUAUUGUAGUGAUGUUUAUUCUUAUUUACUUUCGUACUCAGAAACACUUCUUAUCAUGCAUUUUGACUGUGUUAGCAAAGCUCAAUUAAAUAAUAUUAAAUCAAAAUUAUUAGAAAUUCUUACCAAAUUAGCAACUGGAGAGGAAGAGUUUGAUAUGAAAAGAAUCUCGACGAUGUUACAUAAUUUGAAAUUAAAUACAUUAAAUAAUAUAGAGAAAAAAUGUUGUUACAGAUUUGCUCAUAUAGUAACUGUGGAUUUUCUUUAUGGUAAAUCGACAGAUGAGUUGGAAAAGAAAAUGCAAAGUAUUCAUCUGUAUAAUGAAUUAGAAAAGAAAGACAUGAAAUAUUGGCAGAAUCUUUUAAAGAAAUAUCUGCUGGUUGAAAAUAAUGUUACAAUUAUUGGAGAACCUAGACCUGAAUUAAAAGAAAAAUCGAUGAAAGAUGAAGAAUUGAGAAUUUCUAAGCAAAAAGAAAUUUUAGGAGAAGAAGGUUUGAAAGCUAAAGAAGAAUUACUCCAAGCUGCAAAGAAAAAGAAUGAUAUAAAACCUCCAAAGGAAUUACUUCAGUCAAUACCUAUUCCUUCAUUUGAUAAAGUAGAAUUUCAAUCUAUUAGAAGAUUAACUAAUUGUAAGGAAGAUCCAACUUUCGAUCAAAUGUUACAGGAAAUGCCAUGUUCUUUUCAUCUUGAUGACGUAAACACAAAAUUUGUAACAAUGUGGAUGAUAAUGGAUACGGCUUCGAUUCCACUGAAAUUACGUUAUUACCUUCCGCUUUUUUUAAAAUUGAUAAUGGAAUUACCCGUUGAGAGAAAUGGGAAAUUAAUACCCUAUGAAGAAGUUGUCACUGAACUGAAUGCCGAUAUUCUGGAGAAAUCAUAUAUUAUUGGAAUUAUUGGAUGCUCUGUUUAUGAUCCUAGACUCUUUGCUCAACUGAUCACUUUAUAUUUUAAAGUAGAAGAAGAAAAGUAUCAAAAAGGGAUUCAGUGGAUUCACGAAUUGCUCUACAAAACCAAAUUUACUGCGGACCGUAUUCAAGUUUAUGUUAAAAGGAUGCUAAAAAGAAUUACCAGAUGUAAAGAACUUGGAUUUUGCGUAAUGCGUUGUCUUGAAAGUAACAUCAUGUUCAAAGAAGACAGUAAUCAAGCAUGCUGUAGUAUGUUAAAACAAAACACUUUUCUUAAAAAAGUCCAGAAACUUCUGGAAUUAAAUCCAGAUGAGGUUAUCAAUGAUUUAGAGGAACUAAGAAGCAAGUUGAUACAACCUGAUAAUAUUCUAGUACAUAUGACAGCUAAUCUAAACAGUCUUGGAGAAAAUUCACUUUCUCAUUGGAAGAAUUUAAUGGAAAGUCCUGCAAUAAAGCCAUUUUUAAGGCAUAAAAUAAUGGACCCUUCCGAAUAUUUAUUUCCACUACCGACUCAGAGUUGUAUUACAGCCGUUGGAUCUGCAGAUUCGUCGUUCUUGAUUCAGGCAACAAGAUGCAUAAAUUCGUGUAAACAUCCAGAUUAUCCUGCAUUAUCAGUUUUAUUAAAAUAUCUCAACCAAGCAGAGGGUCCGCUGUGGCGUAUAAUAAGAGGCUUGGGACGAUCCUAUUAUUUUGGAAUUACGUUGCACGUAGAUUAUGGAUUGAUCACUUUUGAUUUAUAUCACUGUGCUGCUAUGGUUACUGCAUUUAAAGAAACAAAAAAGUACAUUGAUGAUCUUUUAAAUGGAAAAGAAGAAUGGGAUCAGUUGUUAUUGGAAAGUAGUCGUAGUUCUCUGGUGUAUGAUAUUAUUGCGCGAAAUGAGGAAUCUGUACAAAAUAUUGCAUUUCGUUCUUUGAUUUGUUAUUAUAGAGAUACUGAUUUGGAUUUUACACGGAAAACUUUAUUGAAUCAGAUAUUUAAGAUAAAUAUAGAAGAUCUACAGUCUGUUGCAACCAAAUAUUUGCUACCUUUAUUUGAUCCGACUACAUCUUCCUGCGGAAUCUGUUGUUGUAGUUCAAAAAUUGAAGAAAUCGUCUCCGGAUUUAAAGAAAUGGAUCGUAACUUGAAUGUAAUAGACAAUUUAGAUGAUUGUUUGUUUUCUCAAAUACAAGAUGAGAGUUCCUCAAAGGAGUAUUGAUAUUAUUAAAUUUAAAAUGAUUAUGUUUACAAAAUAUAUGAUGGAAUUUGCUGAAUUAG
Centruroides sculpturatus (bark scorpion) is the source of this 3284-nucleotide messenger RNA. RefSeq lists its product as uncharacterized. NCBI's taxonomy places the organism in Eukaryota, Metazoa, Arthropoda, Arachnida, Scorpiones, Buthidae. The coding region runs from base 163 to 3225 and encodes 1020 amino acids. Gene Ontology annotation, molecular function: metal ion binding. The transcript is spliced from 22 exons. The record is from RefSeq and is a predicted model, not a curated record.